AGAGGAAGAGGAGGAGGAGGGCGUGAGCUCUGGACACGGCGGGCAAACACACAGAGAGGGAAGAGAGAGAAAGAGAAAACGGCAUGUUUGACUUCUGAUCUGCUCAUAUCUGCAGUUUUGAAUUGCUUUUAUCUUCGGAGCUGCGUCUUUUACAGAGGCGCAAAGUGCAGGUGUGGAUUUCUCUGACUUUUAGAGCAUAAACCUGACCGUCACUUGUGUGAAGCUGCACAACUCACAUGGCUAAUAUGAAGCCCCGCAGCGAGGAUGAGGAUGAAGAUCGGCAGCCUAAAGACACUGAGACAGAACCCAAGAAUUCAAAAAAGAUUUUGAGCAAAGUGAAAUGGUCCAGAGAAGAGGACGAGAGACUAAAGAAGCUUGUUGAGCAAAAUGGAACCGAAGCAUGGAAAUUGAUUGCUAAUUAUUUCCCAACUAAAACAGAUGGCCAGUGUCAACACCGCUGGCAGAAAGUUCUCAACCCGGAGCUGGUGAAGGGGCCAUGGACAAAAGAGGAGGAUCAGAGGGUGAUAGAACUGGUGCAUAAAUACGGCCCGAAGCGGUGGUCUGUCAUCGCUAAGCACCUGCAGGGCCGCAUUGGCAAGCAGUGUCGAGAGCGCUGGCACAACCACCUCAACCCUGAGGUGAAGAAGUCCUCCUGGACCCAGGAAGAGGAUCGCAUUAUCUACGAAGCGCACAAACGGCUUGGUAACCGCUGGGCUGAGAUCUCAAAGCUGCUGCCUGGAAGGACAGACAACUCUAUUAAAAACCACUGGAACUCCACCAUGCGCAGGAAGGUGGAGCAGGAAGGUUAUCUGCAGGACAGCAACAGGAGCAUGAGCGUUGAUCAGCCUCAGAAGAGACGCCAUAAAGGCUGUCAAUCAGUGGAGCACUCGCACGGUCACAGCCACCUGCUCGUGAACAGCCAGUCACAGGUCACAAGAUACAUGUACAGCUCUGCGAGUGGACAGGGUAUGGACAGCAUCACAGACAGCUCGAGCUUCAUGAGGCCUUGCCACGACGAUCCCGACAAAGAACAGCGAAUUAAGGAGCUAGAGCUGCUCCUUAUGUCAGCUGAAAAUGAAGUCAGAAGACAGUCCGGUCCUUGUAACCCAGAGAGCUACUCAAGCUGGUCAGACAGUCUGGUGGAUGAUACCAUGAGCACAACGGGGACUUCUGAAGAGUCAGGUGUUGAGCUGGGUAGAGCGGAGAAGGGCUGCACUCCUUCUGCACCACUGCAUGUCUCUCCCAGCAAGUUCUUGGCAGUGGAGGCCAGUGCUGUGCUCUCUAGUCUCCAGACCAUUCCUGAGUUUGCAGAAACUAUAGACCUCAUCGAAUCGGAUCCUAUGGCCUGGAGCGAGGUGGGAAGUUUUGAUCUAUCCGAGUCUGUAAGUCCUCCUAAAGCCCCUGUCCUCGAUGGCACUUACCCAGCUCACGAUGAUGGCUCAGAGGCUCUGUGCAGGCCUCAUGAUGGAAUGAGCCAUGGGAAACCCGUUUCUCAUAGCACUCGCACUGUUGGUAAAUUCAACUCCCCUUCGGUGUCCCUGCCGAGGAAGAAGACGAGAGAGAGAGCAGACCAGUCACUCAGUGAUGACACAAACUGCGGUUCUUUCACAGACAACACCAGGAGCUCUCUGAAGAGCACACCAGUUAAAGGACUUCCGUUCUCACCCUCUCAGUUUUUCAACAUAUCUGGGACCGAGCAUUUGAACCUGGACAAUCCUGCACUAACGUCCACUCCGGUGUGUGCACAGAAAAACUUUUCCAGCACGCCUCAGCAGAGAGAAACCACACCCAAACAUCAGAAGGAGAAUGCUGGUUUCAGGACACCCAAAGUUCGCAAGUCUAUUAUGGCCCACACCCCAAGGACACCCACUCCCUUCAAAAAUGCCUUGGCUGCUCAGGAAAAGAUGCAUGGACCAUUAAAAAUGGUGCCCCAGCCCCUGGCCUUCUUAGAGGAGGACAUUAGGGAAGUGUUAAAGGAGGAGACAGGGACAGAUAUCUUCCUUCAUGGACAGCCUGAACAAAGGGCAUAUGAGGUGGAUGCUCCUGCCAGGAAGGUGAGGAAGUCCUUACUACUGGACAGUUGGGGGAAAGACGGUCUCAAUGUGCAACUGUUCCCUCAGCAGCAGAUGAACAGUGUUGCUCAGUCUCAUAACGAUGGCAUGUUGAGCAGCGCAAUUCUGAUGACCCAACUGACAGAAGGAGAGGAGGAUCUUACCUGCUCUUCUGGCGCCCUGAAAAUGGACUCCCAACUCCCCAUCUGCCCUCUCAGCCCUCAGGCAAAAAAGGAGCUUCUUACACACCGAAGCCCAGUCUAUCAAGCCUCCACACAGGUGAGCAGCGAGUGGGAGGCAGUGGUCUUUGGGAAGACACAAGACCAGCUUAUCAUGACUGAGCAAGCGAGGCACUACUUGAACUCUUCCCAGUUGCCAUCAUGCACCUCCAGAGCACUGGUCCUGUGAGCUCCAGAGCUCCUCUCUGCUCCUUACAGCAGCCCCCUCAUUCCUCGCACUUCACUUUUAGACAAUCUGGUGUAGGAAACUAAAUUUUCACCUUUUUUGUAUGUGUGUUUAAGACUUACAGUGUAUUACAAAUUAUUUUAACCCACAAACAGGCGCAUUAAUGAAUUUUGUAACUAAAAGAAUGCAACCAGUCUUCCUCUUAAGAUCACACUUUUUUUAAUGACUGUGUUCUAGAUGUAUCGAUCUAGAAUGAGGUCGUUCAUUGGACGUCUCGGGAAACGUCUUUUUUUUUCCUCAGUUGUCAGAUACUGAGAUGUAGAGAGAAAGAAUUUCAUUUUAUUGAGCAUUUUCUCUCUUUUGCUCUUGUGUCAGUUCCAAACAACUAAGGAAAUUCCAAAGAAGAAGAUUUUUGGUGGAGUUCAUCACUGGGGAAAAAAGAAAAGAAAUCACAUACCAGUUAGUCCUUUGAGAUAUUUAACCCAAUGCUUUUUAGUGGAUUUUAUAUUUUUUUUUGGUUAAGGAUCGAAGAGAACUAGCAGUGUUGCACUAGCAGUGUUGCACUACUAAUUGUGGGUAACUGUAAUAGGGAGGGGCUCAAACGUGUUUAAGAGGAACUGGAUAGCACUUGCGAUGUGACUGUUUAGGCUCGAACCAUAAUAAUGGUUCUCCAUGUUUUUGCUGAGUUUGACACUCACUGAAUGUAUUGUACAGCAUUUAAUUGCUAAAGUAGCGAAUGUCGAAUGGAAGGGUACCUCUUUUUUCUUUACAUUUUUUUUUCUUUUUGUUUUCUAAUUUAUUCGUUGCUGUAAUUCGAGUUGUUGAGAUGUUUAUUGAGCACCUGGACUGUCCAGUUUCGAAGCAGACUUACCAUUUGCUGACAGACACGGCAGUGACUGCAGCCUAAAAACAAAACCAACGACUUGCAUCCUAGCUGCUUUAGUUUUCAACCUAUCAGAAGUCAUAUUUGAUACUGAUUUUUAAUAUGCAGUCUCACACAAUUAACAUGUUCCAAGGCGAGAUGAAUUUCUCCAACGUUUAAGGCUGUAGGUUCUAUUUAUUAAAUCUUAACUAAUUUAUUUAUUUCAAAGCUAUAAAGAGAAUUUUAUUUCUGUUGUGUUAAGAACAACUCAACUGAUUUGGCUACCGUCCAUCAGAAACAUUU
Tachysurus vachellii is the source of this 3621-nucleotide messenger RNA. RefSeq names its product v-myb avian myeloblastosis viral oncogene homolog-like 1 (gene mybl1). The record is from RefSeq and is a predicted model, not a curated record. Bases 237 to 2459 code for a protein of 740 amino acids. The transcript is spliced from 17 exons. Gene Ontology annotation, molecular function: DNA-binding transcription factor activity, RNA polymerase II-specific; RNA polymerase II cis-regulatory region sequence-specific DNA binding. Lineage: Eukaryota; Metazoa; Chordata; Actinopteri; Siluriformes; Bagridae. Gene Ontology annotation, biological process: regulation of DNA-templated transcription. Gene Ontology annotation, cellular component: nucleus.